AUGGCUUCCUCCUCCGACAUCGUCCCUAACCACGACGUCUCCGGCAUCCACCACUCUCCCGCCGCCGACGACGCUUCUCCGGUCACCGCCCCCAAACUUCCCACGGAGGACACCACCACCACGCCGCUCAGGAGAACGAGGCCGUCACGCGCUUGCACUGUGAGGACGCAGCAGAGGCUCCAGGAGCAGCAAGCCGCGGAGAGGAGGGUGAAACCUCCUAAGAGGGAGUAUAAACGGAAGGAAGUCGAGGAUGCGGAGGAUCAAGAAGAGGAGGAGGAUGAUGAGAGUACUCAGAUGCAAUGCGUUGGAGGAAGCUCAGUGAGAAGCAAAAUCGUUACUUCACUUGUCUCGCCUCCGGAGGCUUCGCAGAUGCCAAGGUGGAAUCUUAGGUCUAUGUGGGAGCUUGCUUCUGUGCUCAACUUCUUGCAUGUUUUUAGACCGCUUUUGAAGAUCAGUGUGGAGUUUUCAGCGGAGGAGUUUGAGACGGCUUUGUUGAAUCCUAACGAUACUUUGAGUGACAUUCAUAUUCCUCUCUUAAAGGCCAUUCCUCCGGUAGCUAGAAUGGCUCUCACUCGUGAUACAUGGAUCACUGUCUUGUGCAGGAAAAUAAGAGAUUGUUGGCAUUGGGUCGCAGAAGGGGACCUUCCUAUUGUUGCCUCGCAAGGGCGGGAGAUUGAAGUGUACAAAUCUUUUGAUCCAGCCACUCGUGUGGUGAUUUUGAAAGCUUUAUGUGAUAUUCGUGUUGAGCAAGAGGAUAUCAAAUGCUACAUUGACAACUCUCUUAAAACCGGUGUUCAUCUGUCAGCUUUUCGCAAAGAUCGCGUUGGGGGUGAUUCACAUGGAGUUAAUUUUUGGUAUGAGGAUGAUCCCUUAGUUGGCCACCGUUUAUAUCGGGAAAUAAGGAAGGCAGAGGUGGUUAAGGUCAAAACGAAGGGUUCCAAGAUUCUUCCUAACAUAACAUACCAAUGGGAAGCUGUUGCCACUAGUUUCGACGAAUUCCUAGAUGUUUCUGAAAAGCUUAAUUCAAGUAGUAGUAGAAUUGAAGUUUCUCUUGGGAAGAAGCUAACGAGAGAUAUGCUUCCUGAGAUAGAAAAAGAGCACAAGAGGAAAGAAAAAUUGUUGAAAAAGCAACAUAGACAGGCUCUUCUCCUUGAUAACUGUUUGGUUGUUGACGGUCAUGGGGCUGGCCGUUCUCUCCGUGAUAGGAAACCAGUUAGUUACACUUUUGAUGAUUACGAUCAGUCGAUAAAUGAAGCUAUCAAGACAACAAAGAUGAAACAUCCAUCACAAGAACCUUUUCUUCAGAGAAGAGAAUCAGCCAGAUUGGACUCUCUUGAGAAUGGCAGAUCGACAAGUUCAACCCACCCUACUGAGCCUGUGAACGAUACAGAUGCAUCUGCCAGAUCUUCUGAUUUUGCUGACUACGAUGAGUUCCAAGAGCAGAGAGAUGAAUCCUUGGACAGAAGUAACAGGCGUAGACAACGGUCCCAGCGGUAUGCAGCUACGGACUUUGUUGAAACUGUUUCAGACAAUGAUGUAGGGUUUGAAAGCGAUGAUGACAUUGAUGGGGAAGCAGUUUAUGAUGAAGAAUAUAUGAAGAAGCGUAAACAGAAGAAAUUUUCUAGUGGUUCUGAGGGAGAGGAAGAGGGAGAUAAAGGAGAUGAAGAGUACAAAUGGGAUGAAGACAAUGCUGCGUACGAGGAAGAAGAAGAAGAGGAGGAGGAAGAGGAAGAUUCUCUAAGUGAUAGCGAAGAAGAUAGUGAUGAACCGAGAAGGGCUAAGAAAAUGACACGUAGAGAAACUAAGUCAAGAUCAAGGUCAAAGAAUUUCCGACCAGGCCUGAGACGUAGUAAAAGAGCCACAAGAAUCGAUUACCAACAAUAUGAGCUCUCAGAAUCAGACAAAGAAGCGUCAGGAGCGGUAAAACGUAAGCGAUUGGUUGAGCCAGAUGAACAUUCUGAUGAAUCAGGGAAUGGGGAUUUCACUAUGGGAAGUGAGGACUCUGAAGAAAAUGCAAAUGGCCCUGAAACAAAAUCUUCUGAAGAAGAAGUAGGAGAAGAAGAAAAGCCCAGAGAGGUCAAUGACUAUGCCGAGACGACAAACGGUACCGAGAAUAAUCAACUUAGCAAAUCAAACGGCACAGACCAAGAAGAAGAAGCUGAGGGUGUAGUAGGCAAAAGGCGUUUCCUCGACCUAAACGAGCUUGCUCCUGUAUCUGGUUUUGAUGAUGGUCCAAGUACUACUGUCUUGAAGGAAGAUGAUAAGGCAGACAAUUCAUAA
Eruca vesicaria subsp. sativa (arugula) is the source of this 2280-nucleotide messenger RNA. Lineage: Eukaryota; Viridiplantae; Streptophyta; Magnoliopsida; Brassicales; Brassicaceae. The record is from the annotation of a GenBank genome assembly.